UGGAAGCUUGGAGUAAAAGCUCAGAGUAAAAGUAAAAAGAAGAAGAAAGAGGUUUUAUUUUUUAAGUCAAAACAUUGGUCACAACUUCGAAGUUGUGAUUAUAAUAAUAAUUCUUGAAAAGAUUCUGGACUGAUUUUGCAAAAAGUUGAAAAAUGAGUAACGCCAACGUGAUGGAGGUUGAAAUGGAAGGAGCUUCAACUGCAGAAAGUUCGAAAUCGUCCAUGGACACUUCAACAGACGUGACCAAAAAUGUUAUGGCACCUGGGGCAGUUGGUUCCAUUACCUGCUCAUUGCAUCCUCUAGUUAUAAUGAAUAUAUCUGAACAUUGGACCAGGGAGAGAGCCCAAGAGGGAUCUGUUCAGCAAGUCAUUGGAGCCAUCAUUGGCAAACAGAAGGGAAGAAAUAUUGAAGUUAUGAACUCUUUUGAACUGGUGUUCAGCGUUAUAGGUAGCGACAUAGUCAUCGACAAAGAUUACUACAAUAUGAAAGAAGAGCAAUUCAAACAGGUAUUUAGUGAAAUGGACUUCCUAGGUUGGUAUACAACAGGAGAUACCCCCAAUAUUAGUGAUGUGAAAGUACAUAAGCAAAUUAGUGACAUUAUAGAAUCUCCAAUAAUGCUCAAGCUAAAUCCCUAUGAUAAAAAUAUUGAGCACCUACCCGUCAACUUAUACGAAUCUGUGAUAGACCUCGUGAGUGGCGAAGCAACCAUGUUAUUCGUACCUUUGACCUACACCUUAGCGACAGAAGAAGCCGAACGCAUCGGCGUUGAUCAUGUUGCCAGAAUGUCGUCCACCGAUUCCGGAGAAAGUUCCUUAGUGGCCGAACAUCUGACGGCCCAGUACAGCGCCAUCAAGAUGCUGCAUUCUCGAGUUAAACUAGUUCUGGAGUACAUGAAGGCGGUGCAGGACGGACAGCUGCCCAGAAAUCACGAAAUACUGAGAGAGGCUUAUUCGCUGUGCCAUAGGCUGCCUGUUGUUGAUGGCAAACGAUUCAGACAAGACUUCUAUAAUCAAUGCAAUGAUGUCGGCUUGAUGACUUACCUUGGAGCGCUCACUAAGGGAUGCAACGAUCUCAAUCAAUUUGUCAACAAGUUCAACAUACUUUACGAUAGGCAAGGGCUGGGAAAGAGGAUGAGGGGCAUUAUCUUCUGAAGUGAAACUGGAUUCACU
Leptinotarsa decemlineata (Colorado potato beetle) is the source of this 1169-nucleotide messenger RNA. It is a transcript of the gene CSN6, whose product is annotated as COP9 signalosome subunit 6. Gene Ontology annotation, cellular component: COP9 signalosome. The record is from RefSeq and is a predicted model, not a curated record. NCBI's taxonomy places the organism in Eukaryota, Metazoa, Arthropoda, Insecta, Coleoptera, Chrysomelidae. Gene Ontology annotation, molecular function: metallopeptidase activity; protein binding. Gene Ontology annotation, biological process: protein deneddylation.